This is a messenger RNA of Pocillopora verrucosa, 1609 nucleotides long. The record is from RefSeq and is a predicted model, not a curated record. Lineage: Eukaryota; Metazoa; Cnidaria; Anthozoa; Scleractinia; Pocilloporidae.
CAUGGUUGGGCGUUCUUCAUUGAGUGUGAGAGGUUUUACCAUGGCAAGUGAUGAAAGUUAAAGGUUUUGUCCUGAGGAGUUAAAAAAAGUGUUUCCUCAAGGAAGCAGCUGGUAAUGCUUUAUUUAACCGAAGAAGCUAAGCUUGGUAUAGUGAGCGGGGCAAUAGCGAUCCUUAUUCUUAUGGUCGUUUGCAUGGUCUGCAAGCUAAGUCGACUCCACAAACAGCCAGCGUACAAAGACUCGUCGUACCUCAAGACUACUGCUGACAAGAAUACUGCUGCAAAAGUAUCUGUCAUCCCAUUCCCAAGUUUUGCUGCUGAAUGCAGCGAGUGUGAACUGGAAAAAAGAAAUAAAAUGAACGGAGAGAUAGAGCUGCAAACUUCCCAAAGGCUAAGUCCGCCAAAAAAUAAAGGAAGAAUUAAAUUUUCUAUGGUUUAUCAAAAUGAAAUACAAACUCUUUUGUUGACUAUCAUCGAGGCAAGCCAGCUGGUCGGAAAAGACUUCUGGGAUAGUGUAGAUACCUACGUAAAAGUGAGGCUUCAACCAGAUGAAGAAGGAAUUUUGAAGGGACAGACGGACGUCUUCAGGAAAUCCACAAAUCCAAAAUUUGGAGAGAGUUAUGAGUUUAACAUGUCAUUACAAGAUGUGGAAAAUUCCAUUCUUCAUUUAUCUGUUUGGGAAAUUGACAAGUACUCCCGGCAUCACAUAAUCGGAGAGGUUCAAGUUGAACUUGGCCAUGUGCUCAAGGCAGAUGAGUCUGUUGCCUUUGAUAAGGAGCUGAGGUCAUUUCAAAAGACAAAAGCCAAUCUGGGGGAGAUUUUAUUCUCCCUCAGCUAUAUGCCAACUGCUGAGAGAAUGUCAAUAGUAUUAAUGAAGGCCAGAAACCUUAGUCCACCACUCAGCGACUGGAACACUGAGUCAAAACCAAUCAAUCCAUUCAUCAAAGUUGUUCUUUUAUUCGAUGGCAAAAAAGUGAAGAAAAAGAAAACGUCCACAAGGAAACAGGAGCCUAAUCCUGUUUAUAAUGAGUGUAUGAUGUUUGACGUCCCCCCAGACCUCCUCCACAGGGUUCUGUUUGUCAUAUCAGUAGCUGACGCUAAAUCAGACUCCACAAGAAGUGACGUAAUUGGUCGAGUGGUAAUAGGCUCAGCUACCACUGGAGAAUCCCUCAGGCACUGGCAUCAAAUGUUGAUAUCGCCGCGGAGGCCUGUCGCGGCCUGGCACCGACUCAAACUUUAAGGACACUGGUACUAGAGAAAUGAAAAAUUACAUAAUUUUGAUUUAGCUUGAUAAACUUGGAGGUACUUUGGACAUUUUUUACACAAUGAAGUUUCAGUAAUUAAUUCACAACAAUUAUCCAUAAAAGACAAAUUCUGGUCACGAGGAUGACAACAGCAAAGUAGCACUUAGAGACUAAGAUCUGCGAGAUGAGGCGUGACAUGCUUACUCUUAUCUCAUACCCAGAUCCUACUACACAACCGGUUGGCCGUGAAAGGUCUGGGUACAAAACUAUAGUUACACCCCACUGGACCUCAAAUCAUGAGGUCCUGCACCUAGGCAUAUCUAGUUACUUAUUUUGUGACUUUUUUGGGAGCGUUAGACGAAAAUG